CACUGUCCUGGGCAGCCUGUGCCAGUGCCUGAGUGCCUUUUCAGUGAGGAUGUUGAUUCCAAUUUCCAGUCUAACCCUUCCUAGGUACAAUCAAGGCCCUUUCCUCAGGUCCUGUCAGUUCUUACCAGGGAGAAGAGACAAACCCCAAAAAAGCUUCCCAUACCAUUGCUUUCCAAAUCUGGAGAGUUUGGUGGGCAGUGUUCAGAUCACCCCUGCCUUCUGUGUCCAUUCCUUACCCUCUGCAAACCCUGAAAUUUUAUUUUAUCCAUCUUCUGUAUAAACUCCUCAGAGAAGACUUCUGAGAUGAAAUGAGAGGUUAAUCUUCCCUCUCACCAUACAAAGCUGAACACGUGCGGUCUUCAACAUCCCUCUCUGAGUAUUUAUAGCAUAAAUAAAAUGAGAGGAUGCAAAGAAGUAAACCAUUUCCUCAUUUCUAAUCUUCCCAACAUAAACCCAGCUUCCUUGUCCAUCCCAUCCCUCCCCUAUCCAUCCCAGCCUGUUGCCGCUGUGCCAUGGGUGUCACAAGAGGUGUUGCAUGGGGACAACGGUGACAUUGAUUGCAACAGCCCCACGAGGCACCUCAGCCCCUGCCCCUGCAGCAGGGAGGGAGCAGGGCCAGCCCCAGCACCCCCACACACACAUGGGGCACUCCUGGGUUGGCCCAGGCCACUUGUGCCAGCAGCAACUGGGGCCUAUCCCACCCACCAGCACUGCUAUAAAUCCAGCCUGUUUGGGGCAAAGCAGCAUUCCCUGGCCCCAAGGGCAUCUGGACACAGCCAUUCCUGGUGGGUUUGCUGGCGCCUCAACACCCUGACCUUCUUCAGGCAGCCCUGUGAAGACCCAGGAGAGGCAGCAGCCAUGAAGAUCCUGUUCCUGCUCUUCCCCCUGAUCCUCCUGCUGGUCCAGGGUGCUGCAGGGAGUUCAGCUCGAUGCAGGCGCCGAGGAGGAUUCUGCAGCUUUGAUGGUUGUAGCUCCCAAACAAAACCUAUCGGAAGAUGUUCAGCAGUCAGUGUGUGCUGCAAGAGUCGUUGGGUUUGAAACUCUGAAAUUCCCAAGCAGGACAUCCCCUCACUUCUGGCUGCUGGACCCAUCUCCUGAUGUCCCCUCGUGUCCCUGCCUGUGCCGUGCCCAGCUGGGGUGACAGCAGCAGUGGCAGCUGCUCCUGCUGGGUGCUGCUGGGCUGGAGCCCUGUGGUGCCAGCCCCGCUGUCUUUGGGGCAGGGGCUGCUUUUCCCAGCUUGAAUAAAGACGAGCACUUUGGCAUUGCA
This is a messenger RNA of Cyanistes caeruleus (blue tit), 1267 nucleotides long. RefSeq lists its product as uncharacterized. Gene Ontology annotation, cellular component: extracellular region. Lineage: Eukaryota; Metazoa; Chordata; Aves; Passeriformes; Paridae. Gene Ontology annotation, biological process: defense response. The record is from RefSeq and is a predicted model, not a curated record.